AUGACACCUAUUCGAGGCGCGCUGAAGUUGGUACUCCGCCUCGCCUACAAUGGUACUCAGAGAUUCCGAACUACUUCGUCACAAGCACGGGGCGCGCGAUCGCUAUCACUGUUCCGAAAAAAUACAAACGUCAACUGUCAAAAUUUUCCCGCCCGCGCGCCGGUGCGUUCCGAAACGCGCGUGGUAUGUAUUUACAUGCAUUUUAGCGUUACACGCGAGCCGGUGGGAACACGUGUGCCCGGUCUGUCGGUCCAGCGGUCAUUGAGGAUCUGCUAUCAAAACUAUACGGCGUGCUUGGAUGUGUGCGCCGAACCGGCCGGGGCGUAUGCCAGGCAUACGAAACAAGCUUCCAACUAUACGGUGCGACUCGGC
Molecule: messenger RNA, 372 nt
Organism: Iphiclides podalirius (scarce swallowtail)
Lineage: Eukaryota; Metazoa; Arthropoda; Insecta; Lepidoptera; Papilionidae
Source: the annotation of a GenBank genome assembly